Molecule: messenger RNA, 3150 nt
Organism: Penaeus vannamei (Pacific white shrimp)
Lineage: Eukaryota; Metazoa; Arthropoda; Malacostraca; Decapoda; Penaeidae
Source: RefSeq, a predicted model, not a curated record
ACAUUCGAAUGCAGUUCAUUCGCUGGUCGUGUGUCAGACGGUAGCGUGGAGCUUCGUGGAGCUUCGUAUGCAUGUUCUUUGCGUCUCGGAGACUUUUCAGGGAAUAAAUGGCCACGAAUAUCUGAAUGAAAGAAUGCGAGACAUGGCGAUUUAGGCGCACAAGAGAGGUCCGGGCGGCGAGGUUUCGGACGGGUGCGUUUGCGAGGCAGGGGAGCCGAAGGAGCGCCAGACACCACCUGUUUCCGCGGGCAACUGCCUCCGCCAUGCCCGCUCCCUGAGCAUCUCCUCCGCCUCGAAAUAUGAAGGUGUCUGCAUGGGCGUGGGCGGCCGUGGUGGCGGUGCUGGGGGCGGCCGCCAGCGAGGAGCGGCUGCUGCACAUCGGGGGCAUCUUCCCCAUCCGAGGCUCCGGCGGGUGGCAGGGGGGGCAGGCCUGCCAACCCGCCGCCAUGCUGGCUCUGGAGGAUGUGAACAAUCGACCGGAUCUCCUUCCUGGCUACAAACUCAACCUGGCGUGGAAUGAUUCUCUGUGCGAACCGGGCCUGGGAGCGGCGGUGAUGUACGACCUGCUGUACAAUCCACCGACGAAACUGAUGCUUCUUGGCGGUUGUUCCACCGUCAGCACGACCAUCGGCGAAGCGGCAAAGAUGUGGAAUUUGGUUGUGCUCUCCUACGGGUCGAGCUCCCCAGCGCUGGCCGACAGGAACCGCUUCCCGACCUUCUUCCGCACGCAUCCCUCGGCCACGGUGCACAACCCGCUCAGGAUCAAGAUCAUGCAGAAGUACGACUGGGCGCGCGUGGCCAUCCUCCAGCAGGCCGAGGAAGUGUUCAUCUCGACGGUGGAGGACCUCGAGGUUCGGUGCAAGGAGGCCGGCAUCGAGAUCGUGACCCGCCAGAGCUUCCUCUCGGACCCGACGGACGCCGUGCGGAACCUGAAGCGACAGGACGCCCGGAUCAUCGUCGGCCUCUUCUACGUGGUGGCCGCCCGGCGCGUCCUCUGCGAGAUCUUCAAGAACAAGCUGUACGGCAAGAGCUACGUCUGGUUCUUCAUCGGUUGGUACGAGGACGGCUGGUACGAGCAGCACCUUCAGGAGGAGGAGCUGAACUGCACCCGCGAGGAGAUGCGCCUGGCGGCCGAGGGGCACCUCACCACCGAGGCCCUGAUGUGGAACAAGGACAUGGAGAGGACGAUCUCUGGCAUGACCGUGGGAGACUUCCGGCGGAGGUUGAACCAGGCGCUCAUCGACAACGGCCACAGGAACGGGAGCACGCCGGUGGGAUACCAGGAAGCCCCCCUGGCCUACGACGCCGUGUGGAGCGUGGCACUGGCACUCAACCGCACCAUGGAGAGGCUGGCAGCGAGGAACAUGUCGAUCGAGGAAUUCACGUACACGAACAAGGAGAUCGCCGACGAACUCUACUCCGCCAUGAACGCCACGCAGUUCCUUGGGGUUUCGGGUCGGGUCGCCUUCAGCACCGACGGCGACCGCAUAGCCUGGACACAAGUGGAACAGAUGAUCGACGGAAAGUACAAGAUCCUCGGCUACUUCGACGGCCAGACCGAUAACCUCACCUGGUACAAUGUCGAGAUCUGGGUUGACGGCAAGGCGCCCCCCGACCGCACCAUCGUCCGCCCGCAGCUGAGGACCGUGUCCCUGGGUCUCUUCAUCAGCAUGUGCACCAUCAGCGCCGUGGGGGCCGUGUGGGCGCUGCUGCUGCUCGUCUUCACCUUCGUGUAUCGGCACAGGCGGCUGAUCCAGAUGUCCCCGGCCUGCAACAACAUCACCCUCGUGGGCAUCAUCCUGUGCCUGGGCUCCAUCUUCCUGCUGGGCCUCGACGGGCAGUUCGUGAGCGAGCAGAAGUUCCCGAGCGUGUGCGGGCUGCGGGCGUGGUGCCUGUCCCUCGGCUUCACCCUCGCCUACGGGGCCAUGUUCUCCAAGAUCUGGCGGGUGCAUCGCCUCACCACCAAGACCAAGACGGAGAACAAAUUCUCCAAGAUUUGGCGGGGCCACAAGUUCACCAGGAGGAGACAUCAGCCGGUUCAGCGAGUGGAGCCCUGGAAGCUCUACGUGAUGGUGGGGAGCUUCGUGGUCGUCGACGUGAUCGUGCUGGGCGUGUGGCAGGGCGUCGACCCCCAGCAGAGGACGCUCGAGGUCUUCCCGCUGGAGGUUCCCCGUGACACCGUCGAGGACAUCAAGAUCAAGCCGGAACUGGAACACUGUGAGAGCCAUCACAACACCAUCUGGCUGGGUCUGCUCUACAGCUACAAGGGGCUACUGCUCAUCUUCGGCCUCUUCUUGGCUUACGAGACUCGAAGUGUUAAGCUGAAGCAGAUUAACGAUUCUAGACUGGUGGGCAUGAGCAUCUACAACGUCGUGGUGCUGUGCCUGAUCACCGCCCCCGUCACCCUGGUCAUCUCCUCGCAGCAAGACGCCGCCUUUGCCUUCGUGUCCUUGGCCAUCAUCUUCUGCUGCUUCCUGUCCAUGGCUCUCGUCUUCGUGCCCAAGAUCGUCGAAGUCAUGAGGCACGUGGAGCGAGCCGAGUCGACGGUCGACGGCGCGCCCAGCAAGGAGGAGGAGGAACGCUACCAGAAGCUUCUGCGGGAGAACGAGGAGAUGCAGAGGAUCAUCUCCGAGAAGGAGGAGAAGAUCCGGCUCCUGAAACUGAAGCUGCAGGAGCGGGCCGCCAUCAGGAGCCGGGAGCAGCAGGCGGCGGAGAACCACGUGACCGCCGUGGACGCCACCCAGCAGAUGCGCCUCCGACAAGAUCCUCCUGAGUCAAACAAAGACACAGAGCCAUUAUUUAGCGCGGACAUAGAGCUGUAUUGUAGUAGUGGCCGUCCUGCAGUGCGAAUAGUGACUCCCGAAGGCCCUGGCGCCGACGAAAGUAUGGUGCCCAGGAUCAACUUCGAUAUCUCCGAGUCCUACUUGUGAAGAGGCGCCGCCGGGGACUGAUCUGGGACCCACUUCGAGGAGGCUUCACGCUUGGCUGUCGGCGCCAAGAGAUGUCCCCUCGUGAAGCUGUGGUGUCCGAGUGUUCGCGAAGCCGUUGUGACGCAGAGGGUCUUGCUUUCCUUGGGUGUUGGUUCGAAUCGAGCUUCAGUUCGAGUUGGGAUUUGGCCGAAGGCGAGGUGGCCUGCGCAGCAUAAACCCU